Mesocricetus auratus (golden hamster) is the source of this 748-nucleotide messenger RNA. RefSeq names its product mitochondrial ribosomal protein L50 (gene Mrpl50). Gene Ontology annotation, cellular component: mitochondrion; mitochondrial large ribosomal subunit. The record is from RefSeq and is a predicted model, not a curated record. The coding region runs from base 46 to 525 and encodes 159 amino acids. The transcript is spliced from 2 exons. NCBI's taxonomy places the organism in Eukaryota, Metazoa, Chordata, Mammalia, Rodentia, Cricetidae.
CAGUGAGCUGGCCUGUGAUUGGCUGGGUUGGGACGCUCGUCGAAGAUGGCGGCGCUCCGUGUGCGCCGGCUUGCUGGAGGAGGCUGGCUGUGGAACGCUCCCUUGGCUGCGCGUCGGGGCUUCUGGUCUCGGUCCAGGAAAGAGAAAGAGCCCGUGGUACCUGAGACAGUGGAAGAAGUGAAAAAAGAGCCUGUUUGGGUGUGUCCACCCUUACGAAGCCGAGCGUACACACCACCUGACGAUCUCCAGAGUCGCUUGGAAUCGUGUAUUAAAGAAGUUCUUGGUUCAUCUCUUCCUAGUAACUGGCAGGAUAUCUCCCUGGAUGAUGGCCAUGUGAAGUUCAGACUCUUGGCACAUUUAGCUGAUGGCUUGGGCCAUGCGGUACCUAACUCCAGGCUUCAUCAAAUGUGCAGUGUCAAAGACGUUCUUGAGUUCUAUAGUGUUCCAGUUCAAGACAGAUCUAAAUUUGAUGAACUCACUGCCAGUAAUUUGCCUCCCAAUUUGAAAAUCAGUUGGGGUUACUGAGCAGUUCAGCGGUGAAUGCAUUGAGAUCAUUGUUAUUUUUCUCACUAAGGUGGCUGACAAACCUUAUAUGUUACCUGUCAGAAUUCUUCUAUAACCCCUCCCGCCUUUUUUUUCCUGUCCUCUAGAAGAACACAUCUUUUUUCUCAUGGAGAAUCAAUAAAGAAAACAUUUUCACAUCGGUUACUGCUAUCUCCCCCCAAUAAAAUCAAGUUUUGAUAAUUUA